UGCAUCAGAUGAUAUCCCGGCGUACGGGCGCAUCGUCCGCACAGAUGUAGCGUCUAAAGGUGACGCCAGCCGGCUUCGUUGCUUGACAAUGGAGUACGAUCGCGUCCAGCCCGGGUCCUUCCUGUACCCCAGCGGUACAGUUCAGGAGGACAAUGUAAGAGUCGAGACCUUCUGCGAAGAAGACUCCGAUUCUGGGAGCUGGUGGUCGUACCCGUCGGAAUGUGGUUCAGUGGUAGACGUCUAUCGUGGAUUAACGAGCAGAGAAGAAUUUGAUUCGCUGAGGAGUUGCAUGGCAUCGCUCGACAACGGAGGCACCCCGCAAAUGACAGCGCUCAAGAUUUCGGAUGGGCAACCACGGCGUUCUCCGGCCGUUGCACCCUUGCCUGAUCGGCCAAGAUCGCGAUGUGCGCGUGUGUACAGUGUUGACUUGGAUUCGCUUGAUGCGUAUAACAGACAUAUUGACAACAUCAAAAUGGAUAACAACAAGAGUACAGGUCAUUAUGCAAGCAACGAAAAAGAGGUGAGACAUCUGACUGAAGCUAGAAACACCGGUCAAAGAUCAGUGUCCGUGCUAGCAGACGAGAAACCGCUGAACGCGCCAUCUAGCGUUCGUCACGUAACAUUCAAAGAGGCUUCCGCGUCCUCUGGUAGCGAGGAGGACGACUACUGCGCCAGAAAUCGAAACUGGAGCUGUCGCCAAGGCAACGCUAAACACAUGUUUCCAUUGGGACCCAGAGACACCGAUCUUGAUGAUUCAGGAUAUCUUGACGGCGAAAGUACUUCGAGUUCGAGCGACGUCUCCCCUCCCGGCAGCCUGGCUUGGGAAUCGUCGAUCGAUAGAAGGGGAUUUGCAGAAGUAUUCCCUGAAGAACCCAGCUACGUGGAUCGUGGUAAUGAAUUCACCACAUCUGACAUUAGCUGUGCUGAGAACGGGCAUACGACUGAUAUGAACGAUUUCACAACAAUAUCGACGGGCUACAUCACGACGGAAUUGACAGUUUCAGAGGUUGUGCGUCGAGAAGACGGAUAUGAGUAUGUCAGGAACGACACACGAAUUGCGAAGCUCAAUAAUAUCCACCAGUCAUCGUGGACCAAGACAUCAUCUUCAACUGCUCCAUAUACGCCGACCGACCAAGAUUACAACGCUACACAACAGCAGACGACGGUACCUAAAACAAACAGAGACGCCAUAUUGCAAGCCGGCCCGACGCGUCAUGUGGCGCCAUCUACGAAUGGGAGAGCGAAGCCAGAGGCGGAAAUUCCACCGCGCGGCCGCCAAUCAGCAGAGCGGGAAAGUGAGGAGAAGCAGAAACGCUGCACGAGCAAUGCGAGCGAAGUGACAAGACCGGAGAAAGUCGAGGAUUAUCGUGGUCGUCGUGGUGUUCCUGGCAACGUUUUUGACGCUGCCGACGAAGGCACGUCGUGCGAUUACGAGGACGACGUCGACGCCGUGGAUUACGCAGCCUUUAAUCGCAACGGGAGGAGAGAUGUGAACAUCGGCACGCCGAGGGAUGCGAGAGUGAGUGCCACUGCUACUUCGAGAGCUGUCGCCCGUAACCGGGAUCGGAACGCAGACGAACCCUGUUCAGUGUCAGCGUUGGCGUCUGCUAGAGUCGAGGGGGAAGACCCGUACCUUGCACUUGCGGUCGCAACGGCCAAAGCAGCAACAACGGCCAGCGUGGAAGCUUCCAACGAAAUCUAUGCGAAGAGGAAGGCGUUCUGCGCGCCUCCCGACCUGGAUGUCAUCAUCCAGACGGCGUGUUCGGUAGCCGGCGACGAGUCUCUGCCGGGUCGGGCACAGUCGCUCCGAGGUCAGAGUGGACCGGGCGUGGUCGUCGUUCCGAAUCCUCCCCCGAGGACUUCUUCGCCAAGACGCGAUGUGCGCCCUGGCUUGCCAACGCCCGUGCGGUACAACGAGUUCUCCGCCCUCAAUCUGAAAAGCCCGGUGGAUAUGAACGGUGAAAGUAUGCUUGCGCGGGAACCUUUGGAAACUCACGCUUUCCAAGUGCAUACUGUGUGGACCUCAUCCGAUGAAGCUCCAUCGCCUGCAUCCUCCGCGCGUUCGACCCCAACAAGGUGCUCGACUUUACGCGAAGACCGCGUUCGCGCUGUGCGCACGCCGGUGAAAGGUACAGCAGUUGUCGUGCAAGACGUAUCCGAUUCGGACGACGUCCAAACAGAAAUUCCAAAGAAGAGCACCGCGCCAUCUCCGCCUUACCGCGCCCAUCAAAAUGGACAUCACGACAAACCCGCAGUGAAUGGACGACACCCCGCAAUAAAUAUUCGGCCCGCAACGCUUCCCGUGAAUGGGAAACCUCCCCUGCCAAACGGUCGUUCUCGUGCCAAGACGGCGUGCCUACCUCUUCCGUCCAGACCAAAAUUCCUGGAUGCAGCCAACUCAUCCGAGGAAUACCUCGAGCGCAUCACCGGAUUCCGGACCGCGAAAAAAGUAGCAGAAAUCCUCCCCAAACCGCAGGUCAUCCUUCCGGCUCCGUCCCCGGGAACGCGUCUCGUAUCUUCCCGGCGUCGCUUUUUUGAAUCCCUCCAGCGUGAAGCCAAAACGACCAGAGACGACGCGGCCGAAAGGUUGGAACAUUUCAAAGCUAGCACCCAAGAAGCGCGGGAAUGUCUCGCCAAGAGCUCGCCGGACAUCGCAGCCCUCGAAGCAGAUGUGCGCAGCCGCCGAGGUACGGAUCGAUACAGGGGUAGGUCCGCAGCCCCGGUGGCGGACGACCAAACUACUGCGUUUGCGCACAAGGCACACAGGCCCGUGGCCAACGAGGACCGCUUCGCGUCCACCGUCGAGAAAGUGCGGCAGCGCUACCCGCGCUACGUCGGCAACGAUGCGGGCCCAGACCUGCGUCGACGUUCGAAGAGCUUGGGCUACCUCGAGACCGACGUCGACACGCUGCAGUGUAGGAAUGUGAACGAGGUGAUCGCAGACGAAGAGAACGCAGACGAAGCCUCCUCGCCGCUAGAGCGCACGCGCAGCAUGGACUUUCUAAUGCAGGAAGAAAACCGAUCCGUCGUCACGCCACCCGAAAACGACCUGGCGUCCGCUCGCGGCAGGGCCAAGUCGGAACACGAACUUCGCGUCGAAAAAUCACUACAAAACCUUCAACUUCCCGAAUGGUACACGAAAUACUGCGCCCAAUCCGGGCAGUCGCCUUCAUCAUCCGUGCGUCCGUCGCGCGCGGAAAGCGUACGAAGUGGCGGUUGGCAAGGGCUCGGCAGCCGCACGCCGUCUUCGACGAGCUUGUCGCUGAACGCGGGACGUAACCUGGUCAUUCCGAAGCGUGUCACCCCGGACUGGCGCACCAUCGGAGCUCACGACACUUCGCGCGAGUCGCUCACGUCGAGCCCAGGUUGGGCUUCACCGCACGACGGGUCCCUGUCGCGAUGGGGCAGUGUCAGCAGUGCUCCGGGCUCGGCCUGGUCGUACCGAUCAUUCCGGCAACCGUAUCUGGGCUGGAGAGCUGCCGCGGCGGCGACGCCCAGCACCGGGACGGCUACUCCUAUGUCGACGAGUCGACCUGUGUCUCCCGGCGGCCCACUGUUGAGCGACGCGGGCGGGAUACCCAGAGAUCGUUAUUCGUACAUUCAGGGCAUCUACGGUGGUGGAAACUGGAACGUGAAUUAUGAUACGUGUCGCACGGACGCAGCAACGAGUGAAGUUCCCAAACACGAGGUGUCGACGGAAAGUGCCAACGUGAAGCCGGUGUGGAUGGAGUCGUCGUUCGUUGGCGCGAGACCGGAGGGUAACGCGACCUCGACAACGUCUUGUACUGUCGAAAAACACGACGAGCCGUCGGACCCGAACAAGGAGGUACGCAAGACCUCAGGACGCGAGUUCUCAUCUCAAGAAGACGUGACACUGGAAGACAUGCUGUCUUCUCUGCUGGCCCUCUCAGACAUAUCUCCAUCGCACUCUAGCAGACUGGAAACACCCUCGAAGACAGCUACACUGAGUCCCAUCUCGCCAGAAAUACGGCACGUCUCGUUUGCUUCACCAGGCCGCUGCAGUCCCGCUGCACAGGGCCCUUCACCCGAUGUACGCGGAGAACGACGUGGCAGCGAAGGGGCCCGUCCUUCCACACCCAUCUCGAUCCUGAAGCAGGACGGCCGCUUCCUUACUUCGCAGGACACCCAGGAUACCCACGGCUCUGUCGGGAACAUCCAUCUGACCGUGCCGCAGCAGACGUGUUCCAGUGGGUCCUCCAACGACCAUUCGCCUGAAAUCGUCAUCCGUCAAGAUACACCGAGGCAUGUGACAACGGAGCCCACAGCAGAACCCUUCACCGACGACGCCAACCUCGCCGCCACGACCACGACCACCGUAGACACGUCCGACCCCGAAUCCGCGUCGCAGACCACGUUUCCCGACCAGCCGGCCAUGGUGAAAUGCCAGUGGAACCUCUGCCAGAGGAUCUUAGCCACCGACACGAGCGGCAAGGUGAAGGUGCACACCUGCCCCACGUGCUACAGCUACUUCUGCAGCCGCGUGUGCCGUACCCACCACCGGGAGUCGCGCCGGUGUCCCUUCACGCGGGUCUCCAACUUAUGCCAAGAAGUCCUGCAGAAGAUCCGCCACGACCCGACUUCUCGACAUCACCUCUCCGUGUGCGCUCAGCGUGGGCUCAUGUCCCGAGGACGCGGUGUCGUCCGCAUGGUCUUCCACGGACCGCAGAAGGCGGCCCAGUUCCUGGAAGGGGGUUGGGACUCCGUCCGGGGCCAAAUGUUCUACAUUCCGCGGACUGACCUUCUUCCCCACGAUAUGGGGGCUCGCGUUUAUGCUCAAGUGCGGUCGCUCUGCGACGACUACGACCCGGACCGGAAGUUUGUCCUCCUAGUAGCCGUUUGUGUGACGCAAGAAGUGAACACGCCCGCGGGUAUUAGCGCUAUCUCGCGCGAGAUGGUUGUGAAAGCGAUGAAGUUGCGCCUGACGAGCCCGCUGCCGGAAGACGACGUGCAGACGCUCAUCCUACCGGUAGUACCACCGCCUGCCGGUACAAACGGGGUGGCGCCCCAGCACAGGCAACGACUACAGGGGCUGAGGCAAGUGGAGAAACAGUUGGAGACGCGCGGGGUUCACCUGGCGAGACAUUAUCCCGAUAUAUACGCGAAAAUACGAGAGUUCGUGGACGGUGGCGAAGCCUUUUCCCCCGUGUCCAUGUUUCCGACGGACAGUCGCACGGGACGAAUUUUCAUGUGCAUAGUUCUUCCGUGGGCCGACCAGGAACUCCAGGACAAGAUGGCGGCCUCGUGGAAUUCUUCGACCAACAAAAACUGCAAAAAGUGGAUCUUCUGAAAUGUCGUGCCAAAUAAUAGAGCCGUUUCUAAAAUUUGUGACCGUUUUCGCUCGUUUUGAACGAAGGUUGACGCACAAGACGUACCAUGACUUUACAUGUGCGCUUCUGAAGGGUCUCCGAAUAUCACUUGUGUUAGCAUACUGUUAAAGGUCAUCUCCACUGAUGUAUUGACUGCUGUAGGCUGUUGUUCAAGUGUUCGGCGAGUUUGUAUGAGCAAAGGUCACUACAAGCGUGACUGCGAUUGGCAUAAAGACAAACGACACGUCCUGUCAGUAGAGGGCAAGCCCUUCUUUCGGUUAGAUGGCCUUGGCCAGGUACAGUACAAGAAAAUCUUGCGCUAAAGCUGUAAGAAUCGACUUGUGCAGUCUGCAAACUCGGUAUAUUUUGUGAGUCAAGUGUGCACACGUCCUUGGUGCCGCUGUGGAGGUUAGAACAAAAUUUCCGCGCAUGCGCUGUAUGGUUUCACAGAGGGAACUUUGAACGCAACGUGUAGCAGCGAAAUAUCGACGGAGCUGACUUUUAACUCCUUCUUGUUUGUAUAUGUGUUUAUGGUUAUCCACGAAAGGAACCUUGACGGUACGGAACACUGUAGAAACCUUUCUGAAAGCGUUCAAAAGUAAAUGAGAUGUAGCUACCAUA
Ornithodoros turicata is the source of this 5948-nucleotide messenger RNA. RefSeq lists its product as uncharacterized. Gene Ontology annotation, biological process: cell-cell junction organization. The transcript has 5 exons. NCBI's taxonomy places the organism in Eukaryota, Metazoa, Arthropoda, Arachnida, Ixodida, Argasidae. The record is from RefSeq and is a predicted model, not a curated record. The coding region runs from base 89 to 5308 and encodes 1739 amino acids. Gene Ontology annotation, cellular component: apical junction complex; plasma membrane.